AUGUUUCUCAAACAAUCUGAUGAGUCGGUGGCCGACAAACUGGACGUUAUGGUCGGCGCCAACACUCAAGUGGACGACAACUUUGAUUACCGUUUAAACGAAACCAGUGGUACGGAAGGAGCGGCCGAUGAGUGGCGCGGGUUUGCGGUCCGACGACUUAAAUGUGACGGCACGGGCUUUGAGCACAUUUUGCAUCACAUCUCCAGCCAUACCGGUAACUCAAAUGUCGUACGAACACAACCACCAGAAUCCGAGUAUUCACUCACUUUAGUGGCCAGUCGUGCGAAACAAACGGUUAAAGAAGUGUUAGACUUAACUGUUGACCAGAAAUCCGACCCAAAGUUUGCGUCACUUUUAGAGAAAACAUUUGUUGCCGGAAAGAGUUGUACGGAAGGCACGGAUCGGGUGUCGGCGGUGGCCGACGACGACGAGGAGGAGUGGCGGGGGUUUGCGGUCCGACACAAGGCUACUGUUGGCGCCGACGGCGGGCCACAGGAGGCGCGCAUUGUAUCGCAACAUAUAUAUCGGUCUAUUAAUAGCCAGAAACCCAGCGUUUGGUUUAUAUUUUCAGGUCGAGUGCCAAACAUAAGCGAUCGGAUGCCGUCCCUAAUGACGAACCGGGCGUUCCGGGAGUCCAUCGAAGAGUCGGCCCGUAUACUAACCCCACUGGGGGUCGAUCUUAUGGCAUAUAUAACCCAAACACCGGCCGAUCGCCAGAAAGAAGUCAGCGAAGAUGUGAAAGUCACCAAAUAUCGGAUUGUAACGUUCGCCUAUCAAAUGGCUUUCGUGGACGCCCUGAGCGCACUCGGCGUCACUCCCGACGGCUAUAUUGGUAUAUCUAUGGGCGAGCUCGGGUGCGCACAUUUGGACGGUGUGGCCGAUAGGGAGCAGUGUUUCCGGCUAUUAAUGGCCAUCGGAUUGCCCGACGGUCUACCUGUUGGGCGCAAACAUGUGUGCGCCACAAUCAACUGGCCAUGGUCAAAAUUGGACCAACUACUGGCCUUAACAGCUCUUAUCAGUCCUUACGGUCAUCACAAUAAAAAUCUAUCGAUGGUUGCGGGCGAAGAGGGAGCCGUCCGGGCACUGGUAGACAACAUUAACACCACCUAUGGGGCGGCCACAGGCAGGACAGUAGCUCUUGAGGUACACUUAACGCACACCGAAGCGGCGUUUGUACCGGAUUUCUACGACACUGUAGUCAAACGAUUUGCCAAAGCGGUACCCGAGUUGGUCGCACGGAGUCGGGGUCCCAGCCAUCGGUGGCUACUGACAGCGGCUCUCAGUCCGGGUGUGGUCAACCCUGAGUACAACGCCGAGGCUAAAGAUUUUUCACUUGUCCAAUAUUUUGGCCGCGUUUUGGUCUCUCAUAUUUACACAAAAGAGGCGGUCGAUCGGCUCCCGGCAAACGCUCUGGUCAUUGAUGUCGGGUCGGGCGGACGGUUCCGGGACUUUAUUCUUUUGAGUAGACCUCAGGCCCGCUAUUUUGACUUUAAAGGCAAUCAAUUCAGUGAUUUGUACACCAAUUCUGUGUCCGCCUAUGGUUUGGACGGACUGUUGCGCGAAAUUGGAUACCUGUUUACUGCCGACUCAAAUGUCGUACGAACACAACUGCAAGAGUCCGAGUAUUCACUCAUUUUAGUGGCCAGUCGUGCGAAACAAACGGUUAAAGAAGUGUUAGACUUAACUGUCGACCAGAAAUCCAACCCAAAGUUUAUGUCACUUUUGGACAAAACAUUUGCCGGUAAAAAGAGUGGUACGGAUCGGGUGUCGGCGAUGGCCGACGACGACGAGGAGGAGGAGGAGUGGCGCGGGUUUGCGGUCCGACAGACGGCUACUGUUGGCGCCGACGGCGGGCCACAGGAGGCGCGCAUUGUAUCGCAACAUAUGGAUAGGUCUAUCAAUAGCCAGAAACCAAGUCAAGUGCCAAACAUAAGCGAUCGGAUGCCGUCCCUAAUGACAAACCGGGCGUUCCGGGAGUCUAUUGAAGAGUCAGCCCGUGUACUAACCCCACUGGGAGUCAAUCUUAUGGCAUAUUUAACCCAAACACCGGCCGAUCGCCAAAAAGAGACCACCGAAGCGAUGGUCACGAGAUAUCGGAUCGUAAUGUUCGCCUAUGAGAUUGCUUUCGUGGACGCCCUGAGCGCACUCGGCAUCACUCCUGACGGCUAUAUCGGUAUGUCUUUGGGAGAGAUCUUGUGCGCACAUUUGGACGGUGUGGCCAAUAGGGAGCAGUGUUUUCGGCUAGUGAUGGCUAUUGGACUGCCUGAAGGUCUGCCCGCGGGGCGCAAAUACUUGAAGGCACUAAUCAACUGUCCAUGGUCAGAGGUGGGCGCACUACUCGCCCCCACACCCCUUAUCAGCCAAUACGGUCAUUGUAACCAAAAUCAAUCCAUGAUUGUCGGCGAAGAGCAAGCCGUUCGGGCACUGGUGACCGAUAUCAACGCCACUCCCGGCGCCCCCACAGGCAGAGCACUGGCUCCGGGCGCGCACUUAAUGCAUACCGAAGGGGUGUUUGUACCGGAUUUCUACGAUAGUGUAUUAAAACGAUUUGCCAAAGCGGUACCCGAGUUGGUCGAGCGGGGUCGGGGCCCCAGCUAUCGGUGGCUACUGACAGCGGCUAUCACUCCAGGUGUGGUCAACCCUGAGUACAGCGCCGGGGCUAAAGACUUUUCACUUGUGCAAUAUUUUGGCCGCGUUGUGGUCUCUCAUAUGUACGUAAAAGAGGCAGUCGAUCGGCUCCCGGCAAACGCCCUGGUCAUCGAUAUCGGGUCGGGCGGACGGUUCCGGGACUUUAUCCUUUUGGGUAGACCUCAGGCCCGCUAUUUUGACAUUCAAGGCAAUGAUGUGAACAUCAAUUCUGUGUCCGCCUAUGGUUUGGACGGACUGUUGCGCGAAAUGGGAUACAUGUUUACUGCCGGUGGACGUCAAUUACAGCCCGUAGAGUCCGAGUCGGACUCUAGCAAAAGCAAUAACUCAAAUAGCGAUGACCCGCGCAAUGCGCUCACGAAUCAAAUAAAACGAGUGGGUCUUCGGCCGGUGGAUGACCGACCUCUCAGACCCAUGCGUAAGAAAACCUAUGAAAAGGGAGGUCUGAAGGAAGCGCUAAUGCGGGAAAUAAACGAGAGUUUGCCAGUCGUCAAUUGGACAGACUACGCGAGCGACGACGACCCCUCUAACUUUCAACACAUCCAACGCAACGGUUCGAAUCCAAACACCGGUUUCGAUAUCGAGACCGUCGACCCAAACCUCCGCCAGUUCUUCGCCGAAGCGGGCGUUUCUGAGGAACAGCUCGAAGACAAUGAAAUACGAAAUUUCAUUUUCGAUUUUCUCGAUAAACACGGAGGCGUUGUGGCGGCCCUUCAAGAGGUCCGCGCACCCGCACCGUCCGUCCGAUCCGUACCGCCCAAUGCCUUUCAUUCUGUGUCACAACUUCCACCCCAACCGUCUGUCCAUCACAACCACAACUCACCGCCGCCGCUACCAAAACUUCCGUCGCCUUAUUUGCACAGCAAUCGGUUACCUUAUAAACCCAAUGCAACUCCGAUACCAUCGAUGCCCACCACAGAUGGGCUCCCCCGCCGAGCUCCUCCGCCGCUUCCGCCCAAGCUUAACAGACGACUGACAGUUAUUACAGAAACAGAUAUAAGUCAAAGACAACUAGAACUACAAUCGACACCCAUUUUAGCUGACACCAGGAAUUUCGAUCAAGACCCACGACUACAUUUAAAUCCCACUAUAAUAAACACUGAUGAUUUAGACGACAAUGGUAACUAUAAAACACAAUUCAUUGAGAUGUCAGCCAUAGGUUCGGGUGAUUUUAGCGACAAAAAGAAAGACGACAUUUUAAAAGAAGUGAAAUGUUUGGCAAAACUGGAUUCAAAUUUUGUGGUCAAGUUUUACGACUCAUGGCUUGAGUCUAAACAUCUCUUUAUUCAAAUGGAGUUUUGUUCGCAAAGUCUUAAAACUAUUCUCAAAGACAAACCCAAAGCAUUCGGUAGACAACAACCGGAAGACCCGAUGAAUGAUGUUUUCGAGUAUUUUAUUUCGUGCGAAAUAUUCAAAGAGCUCUUACAGAGUGUCCGAUAUCUACACGAAUUGAAUCCAGCGGUCAUUCAUCGGGACCUCAAACCCGAUAACAUAUUAAUCGACUCCAACUUUGGCUCCAAUUGUUGCGUAAAAGUGUGUGACUUUGGUUUGGCCACCGAUCACAACAUCGAGGGACACACCGGCAGCCGAUACGGCCAUACAUCAGGAUGUCGGUAUCGCGAUACAAUACUAGCGACACUGAGUAUCGGUAUCGGUGUCGCGACACCAAUACCGACACCAAUACUGGUUUUGAAAUCCUACCGAUACCACCGAUACCAACGAUACUACCGACACCACCGACACUACCGAUGCCAGCGAUAUUAA
This is a messenger RNA of Medioppia subpectinata, 4410 nucleotides long. The record is from the annotation of a GenBank genome assembly. NCBI's taxonomy places the organism in Eukaryota, Metazoa, Arthropoda, Arachnida, Sarcoptiformes, Oppiidae.